GACAGCUUUGCCAUUGCUACCCCCGAUCCUCAUCCCAGCGCAUCUCUAUACCCUUGGAUCAGCAGCCUUGUCUUUACGAUGCGCGAGCAUGCUUUCGACCCAGUCAAGGAGCGCAUAUCCGCCUCAUACGUCCUCGGACUCUCCAAAGAUCCCUACAGGCCAUGCUCGCCAUCGCCCAAAGCACCCAAGCGAGUGAACUCUUACAAAGCCAUGAUGAAGCAACCCGGCGGCUUCCUUGAGUGGGUCGCUAGCGAUGGCCGUCGAGGAAAGCUUUCCGGCGCUCGGAAAUCCAGCACCGCAGCACCGGGCCUGACCAAGGAGAAUGUCGCCAAGGUCGACUCAACGCCUGCGGCAGGCGCUGGGGGUCUCUCCGAUCUGGGCGGAUUCGGCUUGUUCGGAAUGGAAGCUGGUUCUGUAAAGGCAUCUGUCAAGGACGGCUCCACAAAAGCUCCUGCUCCCGCCGAAAAUGAGGGCAAAAAGGGCAAAGGGAAGAAAGGCGAAAAUCCACUCGAAUUCACCGAGCAGCAGGAUGAUGCGCUCAAAGAAGCGAAGAUGGACCCAGCGGGUAUCUCGUGGAAGGAAGUUGCGGAGAAAGUUGGAAGAAUGGAAGGCCAUUGCAAGGGCCGAUGGAACCAGAUCAAGCCCCCUGGCUGGACCCCACCGAAAGGCGGUGGUAACGACAAAGGUCAAAAAGGGAAGAAAGGCGAAAAGCAACAGAAGAAUGAGAAGAAGGAUGAAGAGGCAGGCCUUACUUGGAAUACUGACUGGGCUGGUAAUGCCCCCCAGGAAUCGACUGAAAACGCAGGCGGUGUAACUUGGGGAGAAGGCAGCGGUAACACUAACGGCUGGGAUAACAACAAUGACGACACCGACAAGAAGUCUUCUGGCGCUGGAAACACUGGCGGUAACAACAACUGGGGAACCGGUGCCGAUUGGAACCCAGAUGCAGAUAAUAGCAGUGCUACCAAAGAUCAUAAACCUCCCAAGAAGGGAUCAGACAACGGAUCUAAAGGGGGAUCAAAAACCUGGGGAGGGGACGAUUGGAACAAGGGUGCAAGUAACGGUGGCGCUUCUCCGGAGUGGAACGGUUCCAACAAGGGAUCGAAUAAUGGUUCAAAAGCAGGGUCAAAGACAUGGAAAGACAAUGAUUGGAAUCCUGCUGGCGACAAUAGCAGCCCAGCUGCAGCAUGGGGUAAUCCAGAUAACGAAUCAAAUAAGGGAUCAAAAGAAUCGGGGAAUGACGAUUGGGUAACCCCCGGGGAUUCCAAGGAAGAUAACUCCAAAAGCGACAAUAACGACAAUAACAACGGAACUUCCUGGGAGCACAAUGCUACUACUUGGGGUGCAGAUAUUGCCAAAUCCACUAGAAGUAGCAACUCCAAAGGUUCCGCGAAAGGAGACGACCCUCCUUCAUGGAACCAGGGCUUCGAAGUUCCUAGUAGUGUAAAAGCCGCCAGCGAGAAGGGCAGCGACAAGAACAAAAAGCGGAAAUCCAAACACCGCUCUCGAGAACACCAUUCCCACCGCGAGCGCGACCACAAACAUCACUCAGACAAAAGAAAAGACAAGGAGACGGAGGAAGAACGUCAACACCGCAAAGAAAAGGAGAAGAAGAAGCGCGACAAGCACUCGGAGAGGAAAAACUCCAGAAAGCACAGGGACAGCGAAUCUUCUACUUCCAGCUGGCACUCAUCAUCGUAUUCUUCUUCCUCCUCGUCUCCCAGACAUAAGUCCUCUUCCUCCUCAUCCACUUCACCAAAACCAUAUACCGCUCACCCCUCCGAAAAACCCUCCACCUCACUCCUCACGAAACCCACGAUCCUCUACCCAGACGAAAACUUCACGCAUGAUGACCUCAGAUCCAUCGCAGUGGCCAUGCGUAACGACUGCAACGAUACCUUCACUCGGGUAGCAAAUUCCUUCUGGCAGUCAACAUCUCGCCGUAUCGAUCCGGAAGUCAUUGAGCGCAAGAUGACCGGAAAAGUGGAGCGCGAGGAGCGCGAAAAAGAGCGCGAAAAAGAGCGCGAAAAAGAGCGUGAGGAAGCCAGGCGUAGACAGAAGAUUUCGGAUCGUGAGAGGAUUGAGCAGCUUGAGGAUGAAUUGGGCAGGGUCAGGAAGUGGGAGAAGAAGUGGACGAAGGAGAAGGCGCGGGAGAGAGUUAGGCGAGCGCACUUUGGAAAGGAGGGCGAAGUUUGA
Molecule: messenger RNA, 2196 nt
Organism: Periconia digitata
Lineage: Eukaryota; Fungi; Ascomycota; Dothideomycetes; Pleosporales; Periconiaceae
Source: the annotation of a GenBank genome assembly